AUGGCGGACCGUCCCCCUCAUCGCUCUGGCGCACAUCCUCCCUCCCGUUCUCCUCGUUCUCCUCGCUCAUCCACGCCCUCCUCAACCUCCACACCCUCCGUCUACGAUGCCUCCCAUCUCACAAAGCAAUUCGAACAAUUGCUGCGGACCCGCCGUCUGAAUUCGCUGCAGGAGCGAUCCCGUUCUAGAACCACUUCACCUUCACCUUCACCUGCUCCUGCUCCUACCACUCCUCAUGCUGGUUCUCGUCUUUCCCGCACUCAUCGAUCUUCUUCCUCGCACCAACAUCAUAAUGAUCAUCAUCAGCAGCAGCAGCAGCAGCAACAACCACAACCACAACCACAACCACAACCGCAACCGCCAUCGUAUUCCCUUCGAAGCCUCCCCCUCGUCCCUGCGCCUCCCCAAGAUCCGGUCUCCUUCAAAUUCAGCAACCUGCUCCAUGUCUUGUCCGUCACCCCUACCAAGUACGAAAACCGUGGGCCUGCUGGACGAGGCCCUCGAAGAUUUUUUUUUAGAUCGGAUCUACCAGAGGCUGAGGGGGGGGGAAAGAUCCUCCAGGCCGAGGCUGCCACCACGGGUGAGAACACGAAGCCGCAAUGGUUUUAUCAAGACUGCCCCAUCAAAGCUCUGCUGAGGUAUGUGUGUUGA
This is a messenger RNA of Histoplasma capsulatum G186AR, 651 nucleotides long. RefSeq lists its product as uncharacterized. The coding region runs from base 1 to 651 and encodes 216 amino acids. The transcript has a single exon. The record is from RefSeq and is a predicted model, not a curated record. Lineage: Eukaryota; Fungi; Ascomycota; Eurotiomycetes; Onygenales; Ajellomycetaceae.